UAAGGCUGAGCGUUUGCUUGAUUGGGUCGCCCAGAGCGUUGAAUAGUACAGGCUCGAGCUCAUCGGUAGCGAGAGGUGACUCAUUCCUACUCAUCUCUGAUUUAUUAUCCUAAGCGAGCUUUAUAUUUCUUGCUUUUCCUUCCGUUGCUGCGAAGUAUCGAGCUUUGAUCGCCUCCAUCCAUCAGACACCGGGUUCUGCACGAGACAUUGCGACUAAUAAGCCAGCAUGUCGGAUCUAUUUACGGAAAGCAACAGUCUUUUCCCUGGUCCAGACUUUCAGAUCAAACUUCCAACCUUCGAUGCUCUACACAUUAUACACUACAUUCGCCGGUUACACAUCUUCCGCUGUACUUCGACAGACCAGCGCCAUGCGCAAAUCGCCGCAUUGCGGAACGGGCUCCAAGGCCUUGUCAAGCGUGCACCAAUACUGGGCGGAACAGCCGUGCCGGACGGCAUCCGCCACGGCAGACCUGCAGUCACGUUUAUACCCGGACAGGGCAUCGAACUCGUAAUCAAGGACUUGCGGAAGAAGCUACCCAGUUACGAGCAGCUGGAGGCAAAUGGCUUUCAACCGAGCAGCCUUCCAUAUGACCUGUUAAUGCCAGUGGUUAAAGAUGUCAGUAACGAUCAACCGCACCCAGCCUGCAAGGUGCAAUACACAGCAGUUCAGAACGGCACAGUCAUUACAUUCAGCAUGUCACACAGCGUUGGCGAUGGUUCAGCGAGUGAUUAUCUAGUUGGUAUACUCAGGCAGGAGACGAGGCUCGCUCAGGCAGGUUCCUCCCACCCUUUGAAUCCUUCAACAGAAAUUGUGGGCUUGGAUCGCUCCGGUAUGCGGGAUGUGAAGAGUGAUAAGCCGUUUCGAAUAGAAGAUCACCCUGGCUAUGCCGAGCAAGCGUCUGCAUCUGACACUGCAGGCCAGCAAAAUGCAGCGGCUAAACAUCCGUUCGAAGCAGAAUCCUCCGAGCAGCCCAUUGUGCUUCGUCUCUCCGCAGCCAAACUGACCGAGCUGAAAGCGGAAGUCUCACCCUCCCACGGUAGCCGGAUAUCAACUCACGACGCAAUAAUUGCUCUGAUGUGGCGAAGUAUUAUAUUCGUCCGAAGUCGUAGAGCAAAGUCGGUAGCAGAAGAUUUACCGUCGACGACAACCAGCAUCUUCUUUCCCACGGAUGUCCGUAAAUACCUCGGCCUACCUCCGUCUUACAUUGGCAAUGUCACCUACCAGCUCAAGAUCUCCGAGACUCUGGACACCUUACUUUCACCUACAGGACUUCAGCGAGCAGCCGUUGCUGUUCGCCGCGCCGUUAACGCUCGAACUCCGGAGCUCGUCAAGAGCUGCAUGGCCCGCGUGCAGCAGAAUUGGGUCACACCGGCGUUUGAGGCGGAGUGGACCAGGUUCGGCAGCACUGCAGUUGCGACGGGCACUAAUUGGACCAGCGGAGCUAUGUACGACGAAGAUUGGGGCGACGCAUUCGGGCAGCUUGUACGCUUCCGAAACCCAGGCGAGCCUGGUCUCAAUACUGUCAUGCCUAAACUGCCAGAUGGGAGCGCGGAAAUUAUCGUGUCGGUGUUGCCGGAAGAGUUUGAGCUCAUCAAAGGACUGGACUGCUUCGGAAAAUACAUUUGAUGGUGUCGGCAAUGCUACUAUCUAUCCGCGAAUCGGGUGUUGAGUAUCUCAUCUGACAGCGCAAGAAAACAAAAG
Messenger RNA from Baudoinia panamericana UAMH 10762, 1702 nucleotides. RefSeq lists its product as uncharacterized. Lineage: Eukaryota; Fungi; Ascomycota; Dothideomycetes; Mycosphaerellales; Teratosphaeriaceae. The transcript has a single exon. Bases 227 to 1627 code for a protein of 466 amino acids. The record is from RefSeq and is a predicted model, not a curated record.